This is a messenger RNA of Aspergillus luchuensis, 1623 nucleotides long. It is a transcript of the gene ATG6, whose product is annotated as beclin 1. The record is from RefSeq and is a predicted model, not a curated record. The coding region runs from base 1 to 1623 and encodes 540 amino acids. Lineage: Eukaryota; Fungi; Ascomycota; Eurotiomycetes; Eurotiales; Aspergillaceae. The transcript has 2 exons. Gene Ontology annotation, cellular component: phosphatidylinositol 3-kinase complex, class III, type II; phosphatidylinositol 3-kinase complex, class III, type I; phagophore assembly site. Gene Ontology annotation, biological process: cellular response to nitrogen starvation; late endosome to vacuole transport; autophagy.
AUGUAUUGCCAGAAGUGCCGGACUCCCUUGAAGUUGGAUGGCUCUCUCGAGUCCCUCAACCCCGCCGCCUUCGACCUGCUGAUCGGCUCAACAGGUAGAUCUCUGCCGGACCAUGGCACUCAUUCAUCAUCCCGACCUUCCUACCCCCAAGAGCGACGAGAGCUUUACGACCGGGCCUCUAAACAUGCUACAUCACCGGUAUAUCGGAGAUCUGUUCCAGCUCCCCGCCAGGCAAGCAGUAGCCAGACCAACCCUCCAAGGCUGGGCCGAGGGGACAGUGGUAACAUGUCCUUUGUGAUGCUCACGGAGUCUCAAGUUGGGCCGCCACAUGGAAUGCCCGGUCCUAGCAGUGAUAAUCCCGCGAACAGUAAGCUGCCGGCCAGCACACAGUCCAAUGAUCGCGGAUCGGACGACGCAUCAUUCGCAGAUCAAGUCGAACGAACAAGUCGGCUGUUUGAUAUAAUCUCCGCGCGAUCCGACAUUGACCAUCCCAUUUGCACCGAAUGUACAGAGAUGCUCGUGGACGGUUUACAGCAACGACUAGCAGAUGCCACAAAGGAGCGGGAUGCAUACAUCUCAUUCUUGCGAAACCUAAACUCCUCUGUCCCCACAGCUGAAGAGCUCGAGGCGGCCCAGAAGUCGCUACAGGAGACCUUGGAUGCGGAGAAGCUCGCCUUUGAAGAACUCCUUGCGUUGGAAGCAGAAAAGUCAGUUUUGGAUGAAGAAAUCGCCGGCCUGGAGGAGGAAGCCCGUCAAUUGGAUCUUGAAGAGGAAAAGUUCUGGCGUGAUCGCAAUUCAUUUGCGUUGACCCUCUCCGAUUUUCAGAACGAACGCGAUGCGCUAAAUAUGAAAUACGACCAUGACUCUCGCCAGCUUGAAAGAUUACAAAGGACCAAUGUGUACAAUGACGCUUUCUGCAUCGGUCACGAUGGCUACUUUGGAACGAUCAACGGGUUGCGGCUUGGUCGAUUGGCUAACCCAUCGGUGGACUGGCCCGAGAUCAAUGCUGCUUGGGGUCAGACAGCGCUCCUCCUAGCAACCAUCGCCGACAAGUUAGGCUUCCAGUUCCAAGGGUACCAGAUCAAGCCAAUGGGAUCUAUGUCUAGAAUAGAGAAGAUCGAACAGUCUCGACCGUCCCCGGCUCAGUCGGCGCUGAGUGGAGCAAAUGCGAUGUCAUCCGCACCGCCCAAGAUCACCGUCCUCGACCUGUUCUCCUCGGGCGAGCUGCCCCUAAAUCUACCUUGGCUUCACCGCCGGUUUGAUGCAGGCAUGGUGGCGUUUCUGGAAUGUUUACGUCAACUAGGUGAAUUUGUGGAGAAGACGCCGGCGCCUGUGCCCUCAAACCGCCGGGGUCAGGCUAACACUACAGUGCCCGGAUUGAAGCUUCCAUACGAGAUCAAGCGCGACAAGAUUGGCGACGCCAGUAUCAAGCUUGGCUUCAACCAGAACGACGAAACUUGGACCCGUGCAUGCAAAUACACCCUGACCUGUUGUAAAUUCCUGCUGGCGCAUGCGAGUAACGUUGCUAGCGCGGGUUCCAGUAAUUCUGCUGCCGUCGCAGCAGCAGCAGUUGCAGCUGGCGAACAAGCCGGGAUGCCUACGUCUAACCCUACGACCAAAUGA